AUGGAUAUGCCCAACAUACAGUGGUGGGCCAAGCCCGCCGCAAACACCACGGCAGCUCCCAACCAGACGAACGGCGGCUUCGCGAUACCGGGACUCGGAAACAGCACAUCCAAUAGCUCCUUCCCCUUCCCACAAUCUGCGCCGAGCACAAACAAUGCACCCGUUGCGCCGGAGCAGGUUCCUUCUCCCGUAGUACCGACAGGACCUCGCGCAAACAGACCACCGAUGAGCGAUCGCGACAAGAUUGUGGCCCCCAGCCUCGCCUCAGGCGGCGUCCCCGACCCGACCGCAGAGUACCUCCAACGCGCCUCCAUCCCCUCCACCCUCCUCCCCUCGCCGAAGCCGAUGUUGGUGGUUAUGGACCUCAACGGCACCCUUCUCUUCCGACCCAGCCGCCGCAACGCGACCUCCUUCAUUGAGCGACCGCACGCAAAGCGCUUCCUGCAGUACUGCCUCGACACAUUCCACGUCGUGAUCUGGUCCUCCGCGCGCCCCGCCAACGUGCAGUCCAUGUGCGACCAGCUGCUCCUUGGCGCGCCUGGCCCCGAAGGGCAAAAGGAUAGGGCCAUGUAUCGCCGCCGCGUGCUGGCCAUCUGGGGUCGCGACCGUUUUGGUCUGUCCAAGGCCGACUACAACACCCGUGUGCAGGUUUACAAGCGUCUAGAUAUGGUCUGGAACGACCCGCGCGUCAAGGGUUCUCACCCGGAUAUCGCGACGGGAGGGCGUUGGGAUCAGAGCAACACGGUCUUGAUCGACGACUCGCUCGAGAAGGCUCGGAGCGAGCCGUUCAACCUGGUGCGCAUCCCGGAGUUCUUUGGAGAGGAGGCCGAGCAGGGCUUGGUGGUUCCGCAAGUGCACGACUACAUCAACUCGCUGUGCUAUCAGUCUGAUGUUAGCAGUUACAUGCGCACGAAUCCGUUCCAGAUGAGGGACGAUUACAGAUUGGAGCCUCCCGCAGAGCAGUGA
Molecule: messenger RNA, 966 nt
Organism: Colletotrichum karsti
Lineage: Eukaryota; Fungi; Ascomycota; Sordariomycetes; Glomerellales; Glomerellaceae
Product: phosphoprotein phosphatase
Exons: 2
Coding region: 1-966 (321 amino acids)
Molecular function (GO): phosphoprotein phosphatase activity
Source: RefSeq, a predicted model, not a curated record